AUGAGGCUCAAUGAAAGAAACUCACAAAGAUCAGCUGAGCAAGCUAUGCAAGCCCAAACAACUAAAGGGAACAACUAUGAUGGUGGCAAGAAUAAGAAGGGAAAGGGAAAGUGGAAGAACAAUAAGUGGAAGGGAUCAGGUAAGGGUUCCAACAAUUCUAGAAAUCAUAACCAGAAUGAAGAAACUGACAAGAAAAGUGGAGGGAAUCACAAAGUGGGCAACAAGAAAUUCAACAAGAAAGGGAUUCAGUGUCAUAAUUGUCAGAAAUGGGGACAUUUUGUAGAUGAAUGCAUAAAUAAAAGGGUUCCAAGAAAUGCAGAUGAGGCUCAAUUGGCACAAGAUGAGGAUUUUGACUUUGAUAAAGUGUUACUACUGGCAACUACAAACUCAGAAGAAGACAGUGUUAUCUGUGGUAUCUUGACACAGAUAACAGUUUCUGUAACUGCAGAAGGCAUUGGAAAGGUGAUAGUUCAGAGGAAGGAUGGACAACACUCAUUUAUCAAUGAUUUGCUAUAUGUUCCCAAUAUGAAGAAUAAUUUGUUGAGUUUGGGACAGUUGCUAGAAAAGGGCUACUCAUUACAGAUGGAGGACAGUCAACUGAAGAUGCUGGAUAGCAAUAAGAGGUUGAUUCUAAAGGCCCCUUUGUCAGAUUGCAGAAUUUCAAUGCUUGGCUGCUUUUAUAAGUGA
Glycine soja is the source of this 687-nucleotide messenger RNA. RefSeq lists its product as uncharacterized. The record is from RefSeq and is a predicted model, not a curated record. The transcript has 2 exons. Lineage: Eukaryota; Viridiplantae; Streptophyta; Magnoliopsida; Fabales; Fabaceae. The coding region runs from base 1 to 687 and encodes 228 amino acids. Gene Ontology annotation, molecular function: zinc ion binding; nucleic acid binding.